Dermatophagoides pteronyssinus (European house dust mite) is the source of this 1919-nucleotide messenger RNA. RefSeq lists its product as uncharacterized. NCBI's taxonomy places the organism in Eukaryota, Metazoa, Arthropoda, Arachnida, Sarcoptiformes, Pyroglyphidae. The record is from RefSeq and is a predicted model, not a curated record.
UCUUGGCUUUCGAUAGAUAUCUACGUACCUAAACUAUUUGAGCAAAAUUUUUUUUGUUUUUUGGUUCUCGUUUCUUGUGUUUGGCGUUUUUGUUUUUGUCUUCUUUUCAUUUUUCAUUUGGUUUUUCUUUGGUUUUCAUAUAUAAAUUAAAAAGACAGUAAAAGAAAAAAUCCUUAAUUUCAGAACAUUACAUCAUCCAUUCAUCAUCCUCCAUCCUCAUCUUUUUAGUUUAUUUUUGUGAGUGAAUUUUGUAUACGUGUGUUUCAUUUGUUGAAAAAACCAUCAUCGCACGAAAAAAUUUUUCAUUUCAUUUUCGCCAUUUUCGAUCUCACUCACUCACUCACUUUUUCGCUGGAUAGAUCGGCCUUAAAUCAUUUUCAAAGCCAAUUUUUUGUGCUUGUUAUCUUCUAAAUUAAACAAGAAAUAAUUUUGCUCUUUCUAUACAUUCAUCCCAUAAUUGAUCUCGAUCAAUUAAUUUAUUGAUUUUCUUUUUCACUUCACACACACAUCAAACACACAUACGAUUAACUUAUUUUUUCUAUCAAAGAAGCAUAUUUGGGCAAUUUGUUGUUGCUGUGUAUCAUCCAAUACACACCAAGAAUCAAAUUUUGUCAAAAUUAAUCGAAUUAUAUUGUAAUUUUAUAUAAUAUCGAUGCAUUUUGGACGAAAACGUUAUAUGUUUCAAAAAAAUAAAAAUACUAGAAAAACGACUAAAAUAUUAAAAAAUUUCUUUACAAACGUAUCAUCUAUAUCAUUUGAAAAAACAAAUCAAUUGGCUUUAUUAUUAAAAUUUGAAAAAAUGAUUCGUUUAUCAACAAGACAACAAAUGGUUGGUGGUGGUGGUUCACCACAAAAAUCAUCAAUGUUGAUGAAUAAUGGCUCUAAUUCUAUGAUGAUUGAUAAUCAUAAUCAUCAUCAUCAUCAUAAUGGAAAUCAUCAGAAUAAUCGAUUUCGUAAUAAAAAACAUGAUUCUUUGCAACAACAACAACAAUCCAAUAAUGUUAAUAAUAAUCAUAAAGCUAAUAAUAAUCAUCAUGUAAAAUUUCGUUCAUCACCACAACAUAAUCAUCAACAAUAUCAACAUAAUCAUCAUGCCAAAAUUAAUAGAACAUCUCCAUUGAAAGAAUUACAGGCAUCAAAUUCGAAUGUAAAAAAAUUCUAUGAUUCAUUGAAUGUUGAUAGUCAUUAUCAUCAUCAUCAACAACAUAAUCAUCAUCAUUCCAUCAUUGAUAGUAAUAAUAAAACAGAAAUGAUGAAAGAUUUAUUUGCUGGUUCGAAAUCUUUGGUAACACCAUCGCCUUCGGAUUUGCCUAAACCACCACAGAAUUGGAUGAAAAUUAUGAAUUACAAUAAUAAUAAUGUUAAUGUCAGUGAUGGUAUCAUUAACAAUAAUAUUGUUAAUAAUUUGGAUAAAACUAAGAAUGAUGAUUGUCAAAUAUCAUCAAAUGGCAGCAACACGACAAAAACAUCAAUUAAAUUUGAAGAUUUACUUGAAUUAAAAGCUAUGGAUACAAUUGUACGUUCGAUUGGUGCAAAUGUUGUUAAUUGUAGUGAUUCAAUGAUGAUUAAAACGAGAUCCAAAAAACAACAAUCAAGUCCAAAAAUAAUGGCCAUGUUUAAACAACAAUCACCGCAAUCGAUAGCAAUGGCCAAUAAUAGAUUAAUCAAACAAUAUUGAUAUCCAAUAUAUAUAAACAGUACCAUUAUUAUUUAUCUUUCUAUGAUAAUGAAUUUUUUGGUAUGUUUCUAUAUAAAAAAAAAUCAAAUUGGUACUUGUGUAAAGAGAUAUUAAUUUCGUUAACUGUACUAUACGUUCUUCAUUUGUUUAAUUUGUUUCUGGCAUUUCGUUUUAUUUUCUUCAUCAAAUCAUACAUAAUCAAUAUAAAGUACGACAACAACAAAAUAUGACGCAUCAAGAA